AUGCCGAACAAACCUCGCAUUGGAUUCCUCCGUACUGGAGCCGUCAUGGGGUUUCUCCCAGACACGCCGCGGAACCACACGACUGCAUUUCUCUCUGAAUUGGCCGGUACAUUCAUGUUCUUAUUCUUCUCCUUUGCAAUUGCGCAAGUUGCAAACACCCCACCACCAGCAUCGAAUACAGAUACAGCCCCGAGCGUUACCAAGAUCUUCUUUAUUGCUACCGGCUUCGGAUGCUCUGUAGCGGUCAAUGUCUGGCUAUUCUACCGAGUCAGUGGAGGGAUGUUCAAUCCUGCGGUGGCUUUGACACUCUUCCUCGUCGGCGCCAUACCUAUCUCACGCUGUACUGUUGUCAUUGUUGCUCAAAUAGUCGGCGGAAUUGCCGCAGCUGCAGCGGUAUCAGCCACACUGCCGGGACCUAUGGCAGUGAAUGUCCGACUUGGAGGCAACUGCACUGUCGUGAGAGGGCUUUUUAUUGAGAUGUUCUGCACGUUGCAGCUGGUCUUCGCUGUUAUCAUGCUUGCUGCUGUAAAGCAUAAGGCUACGUACCUUGCCCCGAUCGGAAUCGGCAUUGCGCUGUUUAUCGGCCAUCUUUGCAGUGUCUACUACACCGGCGCUGGCAUAAAUCCUGCGCGAGCCUUUGGGCCCGACGUCGUCUCCCACAGCUUCCCUGGCCAUCACUGGAUCUACUGGGUCGGUCCAGUUUUAGGGUCUCUCGUCGCCGCAGCAUUCUUCUACCUUCUCGAGAUGUUCGAGUGGAAGACCGCAAAUCCAGGCCAAGAUUACGACGACUUGGAAACCCAGGUAGUAACCCCAGGCAAGAAAACCGUUCGUCCAAACGUUGUGCUUCAGGCGCCUUUACAUCAGCCGGCGUACUAUGAAAAGGGGAAUCUAUAUUCCUCGGAGCCUGUAUCUUCCCAGGGUGCCAAAACAUUACAAAGUGGAGCCUCUGAUGCAGUGAGUCCUUCGUAUGAUGGCGAGCAGCAUUGA
This is a messenger RNA of Exophiala viscosa, 987 nucleotides long. Its product is annotated as aquaporin rerated protein. Bases 1 to 987 code for a protein of 328 amino acids. Gene Ontology annotation, biological process: water transport; transmembrane transport. Gene Ontology annotation, cellular component: plasma membrane. Gene Ontology annotation, molecular function: water channel activity. NCBI's taxonomy places the organism in Eukaryota, Fungi, Ascomycota, Eurotiomycetes, Chaetothyriales, Herpotrichiellaceae. The transcript is spliced from 3 exons. The record is from RefSeq and is a predicted model, not a curated record.